CUCAGAGUGUCUGUACUGUACUGGAGGGAGCAGGCCGGACUCACCAUUACAGUCCAGGGCCCCUCAGGCUGCUGGUUCUGUCCCAGUGAUUAAUGGCAGCCAUUACCAGCGUUUUGAGGCUGGCAGUAUCCAGCAAAAUGUGUUCUUUGAAUUUGUUCCCUCUACCUCUUCCUCGUGGAGAUAUGAUGCUGUAUGAACACAACAAUAAAAUGAUGCCAUGGCAUACAAGUAGCAGCCCACCCUCUUCCUUUAAUACUUCACUGGUAAAUGUUCCAGAAAUUACAAUUCCUCUAGAUUCAGUGAAGGUUCCAGGUAGAAUGGAAAUGAACAGCAAAGCGGCAUUUAUUCAUCAUAAGGAGAGCGUGUGGAAGAGAUGCUUGAAUUCAUGGAAGCAAAUGGGACUUGCUGGGAUGCUUGAGGAGAUAUCUAACUCUGAAGGAGAAGUGCCACAAUGUUUGUGUCGCGUGUCCUGCUGCUGCCUUGCUUUAUGUCGCUGGUUCUCCUCUUUCCAUGGGUCGCUAUUCCCACACCUGUCAAUGAAAAGUGAAGAUCUCACAGCAGAAUUCUCCCAAGGUCGUUACUGGACCACUUGUUCACUCAGAACUUUAGCUUGUCAUCCUCACACAAACAAGUUUGCCUUGGCUCUUGUAGAUGACUCCAUUCGAAUAUAUUCAACAGGAAGCUCAGUCACACCCAUAUUAAAGCAUCGUCUACAGAAGGAUGUGGCCAGCAUGGCGUGGAAGCCUUUGUGUGCAUCUAUAUUGGCUGUAGCCUGCCAGAGCUGUGUAAUUGUGUGGCAUGUAGACCCCACCUCCUUAUCAACAAGGCCUUCCUCUGGCUGCUCACAGAUCCUUUCACACCCAGGUCACAGUCCAGUCACUAGUGUUUGUUGGUCCCCUAAAUGUGGGUUGUUGCUGUCUUCAUCUCCUGUGGACACAGCCAUGUUGGUGUGGGAUGUGUCUACUGAGACCUGUGUACCACUUCAGAGAGUUGGAGGAGGGGGCGUUACAUUCUUGUCUUGGUCUCCUGAUGGCAGCAAGGUGCUUUCUGCAACACCAUCCCCUGUGUUCAGGGUAUGGGAGACCCAGAUGUGGACAUGUGAGCGAUGGCCAACGCUUAAAGGCCGUUGUCAGACUGGCUGCUGGAGCCCAGAUGGAAGUCGCCUACUAUUUGCAGUGCAAGGAGAGUCUGUAAUAUACAGUCUGUCCUUUACUGCUCCUGAAGGUGAGAUGCACUCCUCUGUUGGUGGAAGUCGAAGUGCAACAGUUGUCGCUGAUGUAUCUGAAACUAUUUUCGACACAGAGAUGGGGGAAAUCAGAAUUGGCGGGGAAAUCCAGUCUAUGGUUUGGGAUCCGAGUGGAGAGAGGCUUGCUGUGCUGCUGAAAGAGAACCCCAAUGAUGAUACAAGUGCAUCGGUGAUUGCUGUUUACAGGACAAAGAACAGCCCCAUAUUUGAGCUGCUUCCUUGUACCUUCCUUCCAUGCAGAGUGGGAGAGGAUCCGCACUUUAUGCAGUUUCAUCCGUGUUUCCCAAAGGGGGCACUACUCACCGUGCUCUCAAGCUCUGGUCGCCUGUUCCAUGCGCCCUUCUACUUUGUCAAUGCACAGCAUCCGCGGUUUAUUCCAGAGACUGAAACCAUGUUGGUAGCAGAUGAUGGCAGUGCAAAAGACACACCUUUGCUUUUUACACAAAACUAAAUGUUUGUGAAAUCAAUCUGCUUUUGUUUUAUGUGCUUUAUAUUAUACAUAACAAGCACUACAAUGUUUAGAUUAAAACAUGAGACUAUAGUAGUUAAGAGAAGUAUGACCAAAGCUUUUUUGGGUAUACUUCUCUUGUGGGUCACAGAAGUACAUAUUACACAUAUUGCCAGGAUCUGCUCAGCUCCCCGAUUCUCAGCACAUGGCUGAUAUCUAGCCAGCCCAGAUAUUUAAUUUGCUGACUUUAAAUGUAGCGUCUGGUCACAGAACAGCACUGGUUUUAAGUCAAAAACAAAAAGUAACUUUAAAAUAAACUGCUUCAGCUGCCGCACCUGUAUACUCUACAAGGCCUGAGCCUCUUGGAUUAGCAGUUACUUUGUCAUACCAUAAAUCAUCAUAUAUAUUUUUUGGGGGAAAAAUACUUUAAUUGUAUUGUUUUCCUAAAAGUAUUCCUUUUGAGUAUACGAAGGAAAAAAAAGUUUACCAGUUUUAUAACUAUUUCUAUUGUGAUAUGCCCCAUUUGUAGGGACAAUAAAACAGUUUCUUGUAAAAAGCAUUGUGACAUUAUUUGCAAAUAAAAUUAAAGGUCUUUUUAAAAUGUA
Messenger RNA from Rana temporaria (common frog), 2299 nucleotides. RefSeq names its product aladin WD repeat nucleoporin (gene AAAS). Gene Ontology annotation, biological process: nucleocytoplasmic transport. The transcript is spliced from 17 exons. NCBI's taxonomy places the organism in Eukaryota, Metazoa, Chordata, Amphibia, Anura, Ranidae. Gene Ontology annotation, molecular function: protein binding. The record is from RefSeq and is a predicted model, not a curated record. Gene Ontology annotation, cellular component: nuclear pore. Bases 93 to 1697 code for a protein of 534 amino acids.